AAUAAUCAAAAACUCUAUGAUUAAUCAUUAAUAAUUAAUUAAUAAUAAUUUUAAUUUUAAAACAACUAAUGAAAAAUUACGUAAACGUGGUUUUGUGUAAUGACAAAUACAAAACGAGUUUGUUGAUAAUUGUAAAGCAAAUGUGGGAUCAAUACCAGUAGAGAUGGAAACUACGGAGACGACGUAGUCAAUGUCAACAACACGUUAAUAUUAAUAUAUUUUAACUUGAUUUUAUUUAUUUGAAGUUUUAACAAUGGAUAACGAUCAGUUUUCAAAUUCAGUGCUGCUUAAUACAUUUAUUAUUAAGAAGAAACGCUGCAGAGUUUAUUUUCAUAAAGGAACUCUCAUUUGGGAGACCGAAAGACCACCUUACAUAAGGUGGACACUGCCGCUGACAGAUGCCCUGGCUGUUAAUUACGGUGAUGAUUAUAUCCCAGAGACGAGGAUUAAAGAAAAGGAUCCAGAUGCUAUCGGUGCUUCAUCACCGACUAGUUUCAUUCUUCACUAUGCAGCGAGAGGCCCAAAAAAUCGUUGGAGCCAUCACAAUGUUGUGAUGAGCCAUACCGAUCCGAGACAAGUGGCUUCUUGGGUGAAAACUAUAAGGAAUUAUUUACUAAGUAUUGCUCACCGACCGAGGCGAAUAAUUGUAUUCGUAAAUCCAUUUGGAGGCAAAAAGAAAGGCAACAAGAUAUGGGAGAAACAAGUACAGCCGCUGAUGAAAAUAGCUGGUGUUGAGACUAAAACUAUUAUCACCGAGAGAGCUGGACAUAUUCAUGAUUGUUUGCUCAAUUCUAACUUGGAUGACAUUGAGGCAGUAGUUUGCGUUGGUGGUGACGGAACAUUUGCGGAAGUAUUCAACGGCCUGAUACUGCGAGCAGCUAAAGAUCACCAAGUGGAUCCAAAUAACCCUGAUGUAACGCUUCUAACGCCAAAGUUACCCGUUGGUGUGAUACCAAGCGGGAGUACUGACACAGUUGCUUACAGUCUUCACGGUACUACGGACGUCCAAACAGCCGUGAUCCAUAUAAUAUUCGGUGAUACUGCAGGCCUGGACAUCUCUUCAGUCCACGGCGAUAGAACACUUCAGCGGUUGUACGCCAGCGUUCUCAGCUACGGCUACCUCGGAGAUGUGAUCCGCGACAGCGAAAAGUUCCGCUGGAUGGGGCCCCAGCGUUACGAUUACUCCGGCUUCAAAAAGAUAAUCGCGAACCGUGGUUAUGAAGGAGAAAUAGAAUUACUCUCAGAUCCUUGUCAUCCAGCAGCGAGUACUCGCUGCAUGAAAAAUUGCACUCGCUGUAUCCGACACAUGCACAACAGCAUCGCUGAUAAGGAAAUUGCGAGGUGGCUCACGGUUAGAGGGAAGUUUUUUAUGGUGAAUGGUGCUAAUGUCUCAUGUGCUUGCUCAAGAAGUCCUCAAGGAUUCAGUCCACAUUGUCACAUUGGGGAUGGCUGCAUUGAUAUUAUUCUAGUCCGACAUACGUCAUUGUUUAAUAAUAUUAGAAUGCUGCUAAGAUUGACCAGUAAAAAUAAAACUGUUUAUGACUUACCAUUUGUUGAAGUAUACCGAGCCCGUGAAUUUACAUUCCGAGCAUCAUCCGCAACAGAAUCGUCAAAUGACACGACUGUUAACACUAGCUCACAAUUAAGCGUCUGGAAUUGCGACGGUGAAGUACUUCAACACGCUGACGUAAAAAUACGGGUUCACUGCCAAUUAUUGAAGGUGUUUACAAGAAGAAUGCAAGACCCUAUUGAAGAGCCCAAAUGUUUUUGUUUUCCGUAAAUUAAAUCCAAAAGACAUUUGACAAAAGAAUCUGCAAUCUGUAAGAGAAAAAAAAAGGUUUAAAUAAUUGAUAUUAAAUAUAUUAACAAGAAUUAAUAUAAUGAAAAAAAAAAAAAAAAAAAAAAUGCAGGGUGAAAUGCAAUAAUUUUGGUAGAUUCUGUGAAUCUUUCCAAUUAUACUUUACUUCAAUGCGUUUACUCAAUUAUUAUUAUUUAAAUUAAGAGUGCACAUGUAUUUAUAUUUAUAGUUAGAUUUAAGUUCUUAGAUAUUUUUUUUACUUUCGGAUUAAACGCGCGAUCCGAUAAAAUGUAUUUAUGCUCGCCUUAAAUUUAGAAUAAGCCGAAAUUUUUUCUAGCGACGUAUUUUUAUUUACUCAGUUUCUUCUUUUAGUGUAAAUUUUGUGUAAAAAUAUUUUCGUACUUAAAUCUUUCCACUAUGUAUUACAUUAUAGAAUUAUAAAAUUAUAAAUAGUAAAAAUUAAUUAUUUAAAAUUAGUGAUAGUAAAAAAAAUAGAAUAGAGUAUUUUUUAGAAAAUUUUAGGGAAGAAAUAUAAAUUAUCUUUAUAAUAAUUUAUUCCGUUCGCAAUCAUGGCUGUUAAAAAAUGCAAUUAAAGUUCUUUUUUUAAUGAAAUUUAUUAAAUAAUUAAAUACUGUAAAUAGUGAGUUAAUUUAAAUUAAGGGUAUGAAAUAAUUGUUACAGUUACAUAUCAAGACAUUUUAAAACAUACAUGUGUUGUGCAUUUUUCAGUACACAAGUGGUUACAUCACUGUUGUUUUUAAUUUUUUAAGUGUAUUAUUAACAUUUUUACCUUUGGUGGAUUUUUCUUGCCCUUUUUAUGUUUAUAUGGUGUGAUCGAGAUAUUAAAUGGAAGCUCAUGAGUAUUUUUAAUAAAUUUUCCAGACGAACGAAUCGUGACGAAUUAUUGUGAUAAAUAAAUACAAAUAUAAUAUAUAUUAAAGAAGUAAUGAAUCGAAUAGUAUUGGAAAGCUUUUAAAAGAUGUAAGGAAUAUAAAUACAUAAAUAUAUAUUUAAUUCUAAUUCUAAGUAAUACAUUUAUUUCAAUCUAUGACGAUAUUUUGUGUAUUUUAUUGAUAUAACUUAAUAAAUAAAUUUUCAAUCAAUAAA
This is a messenger RNA of Cotesia glomerata, 2905 nucleotides long. It is a transcript of the gene Cerk, whose product is annotated as ceramide kinase. Lineage: Eukaryota; Metazoa; Arthropoda; Insecta; Hymenoptera; Braconidae. The transcript has 5 exons. Gene Ontology annotation, molecular function: kinase activity. Bases 254 to 1780 code for a protein of 508 amino acids. The record is from RefSeq and is a predicted model, not a curated record.